Molecule: messenger RNA, 2435 nt
Organism: Caretta caretta (loggerhead turtle)
Lineage: Eukaryota; Metazoa; Chordata; Testudines; Cheloniidae
Gene: INSYN1
Product: inhibitory synaptic factor 1
Biological process (GO): inhibitory postsynaptic potential
Cellular component (GO): postsynaptic density
Source: RefSeq, a predicted model, not a curated record
CGCGGAGCCCCGGCUGCAGGCGGCACCAGCCCGGCUCCAGGCAGGACGCGCGGCUCGGCGCGCUCCCACUGCGGCUCCCUCCAUGGCCGCUCCUGCCCGCGCGGAGCGGGGCACCAGGGGCCGGGCACCAGCCUCCCAGGGCGGGCGAAAAGGAGAGAUCUGAGCCGCUCGCCGCCGGCCCCCCCCCGCCAUGUGGGGAGCUCCGGCGCCUCCCAGCCAGCAGCCCAGCCUGGGGCCGAGCCCCGCGCUCAAGGAGCUGCCGCUGCAGCGGGAGCCGUGCCGGCUGCUGUGCCCAGCCAACUAGCUCCGGGGCGGCCGCUGGCAGAGCCCUCCCGGCCAGCCGCAGGACCCCCAGGAGGGCUGUGUGUCGGCCGCAGACCCUGGCACCUGUGGAGCGGCCCGCGGGCUCUGUGCGCACGAUGGGCCGCCGGAGCGAAGGCGGACGAGUGGCACUGCACUGUGGCGCUGGAGAGGGGGGGUGCGCGGCCGCCUCCCCCGCACACGGCGUGGCAGCACCCCUCCUCCUGUGAGCCGGUUCCGCUCCUCCACUCUCGGCGAUCCAGCCAGAAUAACAACAGGGCGCUCCCCCUCCCACGCCAGUCUCCCUUCUCCGCGCUUCCUGCCCGCCGGCAGGCUCUGCUCCAAGGGGCAAGGAGGGGGACGGAUCAGGAUGGCAUCUCCCGGGAGCAGCAGCCAAGAAGAGCCGCGGAGCUGGCUCUGGUGACCCCGGGGGCAACCGCAGCCGGAGCCCCUGCGCAGGAGACGGGAGAGCCGGGCUAGAGGCCGGCGGCUCCCCGAGCCCCAGGACACCAGCCCCGGCCCUGGAAGUCGCCGUGGAUCUUGCGAAGCGUUUUCCGAGUUCGUCCUGCUGCGAAUAUCCCAGGAUCAUCGUUCGCUGCCCUUGAGCCAAGUGGGCGAAGCUCGCCCGGACAGGUGGCCGCCGUGCCCGGAGCCGGCCCAUGGGGGCUCAGUGCGCGGUACAAACGAGGCGGAGAGACUGAGCAGGUGGAAGAGGCGGCGCUGCUCCCAGCCUCUAUAAAACAUCCGGAGCUAUGCCUUGUCCGGAGAGCCGGCAAGACCCGGGCAGACGGGCACUGCCCGCCCUCUCUCGCUAGCCGGGAGCAGGGAAGGAAUCACUCAGGGCUCGCCUGCCAGUGGAUCUCCAUCGGCGCAAGGCGGCUCCUUGCGACCGGGCAGCGCUCCAGUCCCGUGGGCGUGCGGCUGGGUCCCCGGAGCUGAGUUUGGUUAGUCCUGCCCCGCGCCUCGCUGCUGUGAGCUGCUGGUGCGGAGAGCGGCGAGAGGCAGAGCGCGGCUGCGGCUCUCUGGCGCGUGGGACGUUAAGAUGGUGAGCUCUCCCCGGCCGAGAGGGGCUCCGCGGAGGCAAGGCCGGGCUGGGGGAGAGCAGAAUGGACAGCGCCGGGCGCCCAGGCAGCUUGUGAAGGAUGAGCUCCGGGGGCUCGCAGAACACGCAGCCCAGUGAAGACCCCGCCGGCGGCAGCAGCAGCGAGAGGCAGCGGAUCAGGUGCCGCAUGAAAAUGGUGAUCGGGCAGCUGGAGGGGAUCCUGCAGGAGCUCAAGGAGGUAGCCAAGGAGCUCCGGGAGGUAGUGAGCCAGAUUGAUAAGCUGACGUCGGAUUUUGAGUUUGAGCUAGAGCCAGACGACUGGACCACGGCCACAGUGAGCAGCACAUCCAGCAGCGAGAAAGGGGGUGGCACGUUCGACCUCGGCCAGCUGGAUUUCAUGACCUCGGACAUCCUCUCUGACAGCUGGGAGUUCUGCUCCUUCCUGGAGGUCUCCACCCCAUCUGACUCUGGGGACGGCUCAGAGCAGCAGCCAGGCCGCCAGCCAGACUACCGGCUGAUGAACGGUGGGGUGCUGACCCCUAACGGACCCCGGGUGGAGACGCCUGACUCUUCCAGUGAGGAGGCCUUCAGCUCCGGCCCCAACCUCAAAGCCCAGCACCAGAGGACGCCGGGCAUGAGGGAGCGGGUCCGCUUCAGUGACAAGGUGCUCUACCAUGCCUUGUGCUGCGACGAUGACGACGGGAACAGCCAGGAAGGCACUGGCGGGCCGCCACCGCCCAAGGACCUUCUGGAGGAGCCCAGUGAGGCGGGGCACAAGCUGCCGGCUGGGCCCUCUGCCAAUCCACUGCCACUGCUGCAGCGGCACUCUUCUCACCUGAGUGCCACUCAGCAACGGAAACUGAUGAAGAACAGCAGCACACAGACCGUGUCGGACAAAAGCACUCAGACCGUGCUGCCCUAUGUAUCGGCCAAGCAGAAAAUCAAAGGCAAAAACUGAGCAGGGGUGGGGGUGGGGAGGAAUCGGAGCUAUGGGGACUGAUCGGAGCAGGGGGAGGGGCAGAAAUAUAUAUAUAUAUAUAUAUUUAAAUAAAUCAAAAUACUAAUCAUAAAAACAAAACAAAAAGGUGUAAAA